Molecule: messenger RNA, 1202 nt
Organism: Pieris rapae (cabbage white)
Lineage: Eukaryota; Metazoa; Arthropoda; Insecta; Lepidoptera; Pieridae
Exons: 4
Coding region: 7-1116 (369 amino acids)
Biological process (GO): sensory perception of taste
Cellular component (GO): membrane
Source: RefSeq, a predicted model, not a curated record
UCGAACAUGUUCUAUCACUAUUUUCGAUUUUUUAAUUACAUUUCUACAUUUUUUGGACAAAGAAAACCAUUUGAAAUACGCCCUUCGAGUAGCAUAGGGAUUCUAUCCAAGUUUUGGUCUUUAAUUAUUGCAGUUUCUAUAAUAUACAGCUCUAUUCUUACUAUAGAUUUUACUGUAUCACUUCAUAUAAAAAAGAACGACGAAACUGGAAACAUAAAUGAAUUUAUUGUGUGUUUAAUAAUAUUUCUAACUAAUUUGCGAAGAGAAGAUCUGAAUAAACGUUUGUAUGCGGUUAUAAAUAGUGUCGUAUCGGGACUUAAGCUUACAAAUAAAAGUGUGAAAUUAUUAACAAUUAAACUAUAUGUAUGGAUAACGUGUAUUUCGGCUAUCUAUAUAAUUGCCAUUGUAAAGGAAAUUCUCGAUUACGACCCUCCAUUUAUACUUCUCUUAAGAAUACCAUUGUACCUCACAUUACUGCAUUUUUAUACGCAUUUAUGCUUAAUUCUGUCGCUAUUAAAAUUAAUCAAUAUUUUUAUAUGUGAUAUAUUUAGGUUGAAUUCAGAAGAUAGCUUUUUGGUUGAGGGCUUUUCUGAGCCAAACAAUUUGGUUACGUAUUUAAUUAGUUAUGACAUCAGAUUUAUAAAAGUUAAACAUAGAAAUUUUGACCUGAAACAUCUCUGCAAAAUGUAUGACCAUCUUAGUACAUGUGUACAAUAUUUACAAAAAAUUCAUAGCUUGCAGAUGAUAUUAACUACGUGGCUCAUGUUUUCAUCUGCUGUCAGCGCAGUGGCGUUAAUAAGUACCGAAAAGACAGAUACGCCAUUGUUAAAAGCUGUAAAUGGUCUCCUGCCAUUCUUCUGGUUCGGCAUUGGAUGCUUUAUUGAUGACCAAAUACGGCAAGAGGUGGAAAGGACUGAUCUUAUUAUAAUAAAGCUUCUUAUUGAGUUUCGCUGCGAACCUGCUACAAAAGAAGUUUUGGGCGUCUUUAAGCAAGCUAUCAGUACAAAUAGCCUACAAUUCAAAGCGGGAAACAUGUAUAAAUUGAAUUAUGCUGCUAUGUUGGGUACCCUAGUCAGUGUUAUUACAUAUAGUAUAAUAGUAAUUCAAUUGUUCUAGAGACUCUAUGUUCUCAAUAAUCAAGUAAGUAAGCACAAAUACAUGAAGUAAAUUUCACAAAUUAUAUGAAAAGUUAAGUUGUUGCC